AUGGCGGGCUCAGAGCCGCUGCCCGCGCUCCCGUCCCUGGGCACCGCCGCCCGCCAGCCACUCCGCAAACUUUCCGCCGCCUCAGCCCGCCUCCGAGCGGUCGGGGGAGCCCCGAGCACGGCCCGGCCCGCCCCGCCCCGUCGCAGCCCCCUCCCCCUGCCAUGUGACGGCCGCACCCCCCGAUCGCCCCGGCGGGCCGGGGCCGGGGUUGCGGGUGUGGGGUGCCGGGUAGGGGUGCGGGUGGGCUGUGGUCGUCCACCGGCUGCUGCCAGGCCGCUGCAGCAUCCCGGGCCCGCUGGCGGGCUCGGGCGGCAGCCGGCGGGUGGCCUCUCAGCACAGCGGGCGUGUGUGUGGGCCCUUGCUCCCUUCGCUGGCCUCACUAGAGGCGGGCAGAAGCACCGGGCUGCCGUGAGCAUCGGGCACUGCGUGCCCUCGGCGUCACUCGCUGGGCGCGGGCCGAGCCACGAAGACAAGGGCAUGGAGGCCCUGCCCGUGCGGGAUUCCCCUUCACCGUCGCACUGGUUUAGCAUGGAUUGGGGCAAUCCAGAAGCUGUUCUGGAGGCCACAACGGCUUCCCAGCCAAGCCUGGGGUCACUGGCAUGUAAAAGGAUCCCAGUUCCAGAGGUUCAGGGAAGUGGGCAGGGCGUACAGAUUCCACAUCUCUGAGGUAAUCUGUGUAAUUUAAGUAAAUACCUAUUGUUUAAGUUCCAUAUGUAAGCCCGGGCCUUGCAAUGGAUUCAAUUACUGUAGG
Molecule: messenger RNA, 751 nt
Organism: Pezoporus occidentalis (night parrot)
Lineage: Eukaryota; Metazoa; Chordata; Aves; Psittaciformes; Psittacidae
Exons: 3
Coding region: 1-666 (221 amino acids)
Source: RefSeq, a predicted model, not a curated record